Molecule: messenger RNA, 482 nt
Organism: Chrysoperla carnea
Lineage: Eukaryota; Metazoa; Arthropoda; Insecta; Neuroptera; Chrysopidae
Exons: 2
Coding region: 119-436 (105 amino acids)
Source: RefSeq, a predicted model, not a curated record
UGUUAAAAAAUAAACAAAAAUCACCUAAAUGUUAAAAUUUGUUAUUUAUUCUUCAAGUAGUUGACGGAACACCAGGACACCGCAUCACAAUAUAAUUCGAUUAAAAAAAGUGUUUAAUAUGAAGUUUUCAAUAAUUUUAUCGAUUAUCUGCAUCGUCUGCUUAAACAUUGUCAACUGUCAAUUGAACAUAAUUAAAGAUAUAAUCCAAUAUAAUGUAGCAGGUAUUCCAUUAAUUCACAAAGUAAAAAGGAUCGAAUUUGAUCCAGACGUAUCUUUACGCCGCCGAAAACAAUUUGAAGAAUUGCAUGGUGAAAAAGCUGAAAAACUGAUUGAGCGAUUGGGCUUGGGUAUUGAUGGCUAUGCGGAUGAACGUUUGCAACAACAACGUGCCAGAGACGAAGGCCAUUUGGGUGGAUUGAAUUAUUUAACACCUUAAUUAAAAUAGUAAAAAUGUAAUUUUUGUAUUGUUAAGUAAAUAAAUA